Messenger RNA from Ostrinia nubilalis (European corn borer), 5062 nucleotides. RefSeq names its product 3',5'-cyclic-AMP phosphodiesterase (gene dnc). The transcript has 11 exons. Gene Ontology annotation, molecular function: 3',5'-cyclic-AMP phosphodiesterase activity. The coding region runs from base 1 to 2664 and encodes 887 amino acids. NCBI's taxonomy places the organism in Eukaryota, Metazoa, Arthropoda, Insecta, Lepidoptera, Crambidae. Gene Ontology annotation, cellular component: perinuclear region of cytoplasm; cytosol; nucleus. Gene Ontology annotation, biological process: signal transduction. The record is from RefSeq and is a predicted model, not a curated record.
AUGGAGGAAGAAGAUGAUGAGCGAAAGAGCCGAAGGCCUAAUCUAGCGGCCUUUGCAACACUGAACGCGCGAGUGGUGCAACACUCCUCAUUAGAGGAGACAUGUGUACGUCAACAAGCCUCGUCCGAGUCGGCCGAAACGAACACCUGCUCUAGUAUAUCGACAGCGCAGUACAGCGACAGGAGUUUUGUGUCGAAAGCAAGCACGUUUUCGCGGAGCGGCACGUCUAGCUCGAGUCAAGAAGAAUGCGAGGUGGCCCAGACCAAGGUCACAACUGGCCAGUAUCUGGCUGCCGCGCGAGUCGAAACUGCUCGUUCAAUGGAGAGUCUCCGUCCAAGUAAAGAUACGUCUCCUGCCCGGCCCGCGAGCUCGUGCACGUCUGUGCGAACUCACAGGAGUUCGUUCUUGACGGCGAGCGAGCGAGACGUGCGGGAGACUCGUGGUCUGCCGGCUCGGCGAGCGCUGUCUGGUGAGGACAUGGGGAAUGCUGAGAAGCGGCGCGGUCUCUUCGCGAGUACUGAGCGUCGUGCGCUGCAGCAGCUGAGCCUUCCACCACCAGAGCGUCGGCUGACCAUCCUCAGCCCGCACAGCCCGAUGGCCAUCACGGAGCUGCAGUGGCCCGCGCCCUCCGGCAUCAGAGGCCGCCGGAAGAAGGGGAUGGUCUUGCCUAAGCUCAUUCUGCCGCGCAGCGACUCUGACGGCUCGGAUGUAUUUUUUGAAGGGACAAAAACAUCAGAGUUUCGUCUAUCGAAAAGCUUCGAUGUGGAGAAUGGAGGGGGGGCAGCCGGGGCGGGGGGCGCGCGGUCGCCCCUCGAGGGCGGCUCGCCGUCCACAGCCCUGGUCCUCCAGGCCAUGCCGCAGCGCCGCGAGUCAUUCCUCUACCGCUCAGACUCUGACUUCGAGAUGUCGCCAAAGUCGAUGUCGAGGAACAGCUCGAUCGCCAGCGAAAGAUUCAAGGAGGUCGAGGCGGCUCAGCUGGACAGAGCUCACGGCGAAGACUUGAUCGUGACGCCGUUCGCGCAGGUCCUGGCGAGCCUGCGCAGUGUGCGCAACAACUUCCUCUGUCUCACCAACGUGCCAGUCGCCAAAUCACGAAGAUCGUCUGGAGCAGCUACAGCUGUCACACCCCAACCAAAGAAUUUAAACCCAGGAGACGAAGCCUACAUGAAGCUGGCCCUAGAGACAGUGGAGGAGCUGGAUUGGUGCCUGGAUCAGCUGGAGACCAUACAAACACACCGCUCGGUCUCCGAUAUGGCUUCGCUCAAGUUCAAGCGCAUGCUGAACAAGGAGCUGAGCCACUUCUCGGAGUCGAGCAAGUCGGGCAACCAGAUCUCCGAGUACAUCUGCUCUACAUUCUUGGACAAACAACAAGAACUCGAUUUGCCAUCAUUGCAAGUGGAAGAGGGCUCAGAACGUGCCAAGAAAAAGGAAAAACCUCGCCAUGUUGGACCAGGAACCACCAUGUCACAAAUUUCUGGUGUUAAGAGGACACUCACCCACACAAACAGCUUCACUGGUGAACGUGUCCCAAGAUACGGAGUGGAGACACCUCAUGAGGAGGAACUGGGACGUCAUCUUCAAGAUCUUGACCGCUGGGGCGUGGACAUCUUCCGCAUUGGUGACCUAUCCUGCGGCAGACCUCUCACAGCAGUGGCUUAUGCCGCCUUCACAUCGAGGGAGCUGUUGACCACAUUACAGAUACCAGCCCGCACUUUCUUAGCAUUUGCAGUCACACUCGAGGAGCACUAUGUGCGUGACAAUCCUUUCCACAACUCGCUCCACGCGGCUGAUGUCACACAGUCUACAAAUGUGCUCCUCAACACACCAGCUUUGGACGCCGUCUUCACACCCAUUGAAGUCUGCGCUGCCCUUUUCGCAGCAUGCGUCCAUGACGUUGACCACCCUGGUCUCACAAACCAGUUCCUUGUCAACUCAAGCUCUGAGCUCGCACUCAUGUACAAUGACGAAUCCGUGCUAGAGAACCAUCACCUUGCCGUGGCAUUCAAACUUCUUCAGAAUGACGGCUGCGACAUUUUCGUAAACUUGCACAAGAAGCAGAGGCAGACUUUACGAAAAAUGGUCAUCGAUAUGGUGCUCUCGACUGACAUGUCGAAACACAUGAGUCUGCUUGCAGACUUAAAGACUAUGGUGGAAACCAAAAAAGUGGCUGGCAGUGGUGUUUUACUACUAGACAAUUACACAGACAGAAUACAAGUCUUGGAGAAUCUCGUACAUUGUGCCGAUUUGAGCAAUCCUACUAAACCGUUGCCGUUGUAUAAGCGAUGGGUGGCGUUGCUUAUGGAAGAAUUCUUCCAGCAAGGAGAUCGGGAGAGGGAGCAAGGCAUGGACAUAAGUCCUAUGUGUGACAGGCACAAUGCAACAAUAGAGAAAUCUCAAGUCGGUUUUAUCGACUACAUUGUCCACCCUCUGUGGGAGACGUGGGCGGAUCUAGUCCACCCCGACGCUCAGGAUAUUUUGGACACGUUGGAAGAAAACCGGGACUACUACCAGAGCAUGAUUCCCCCGUCGCCGCCGCCGGCGCCUGUCCAGUCCUCGCACUCAGCGCAAGAUGACGAUCGCCCAGAACAAAUACGCUUCCAGGUCACGCUGGAGGAGGGUGAGGGCUCGGAAGACUGCGAGGGCGAAGGUGAUGGCGGGAUGUGACGGAAACUACUGGGAAUUUGUAAGAAACUCUCAGAGAAGAUGCAGGUGUGGUGGAGGCUCUGGCAGUAGAGCGCCGGCCGCGGCCGCGGCGGACGGUGGUUGUUGGAUAAUAAUAACACUUGUUGACGCUUAACCUCGAAAUGAAACGAUCUGCGGGUGUAUCGUAACAUUUCGAUUAUGAUUAUUUAUAUGUGAUUAUUAUGCAAUGUUGUUUAGAGUUACCUAACGACUAAAAUAUAAUGUCCCUCCAAUGACUGUAAUUCGAUUGUCUAGUGUUUUUACUAUUGUUUCGUUUAUCUAACCAAAGAAAUGAUUCGGUUUAUGUUCACAGAAACGUUCGAUAUCCCUGUAAGUAGUUAGUGUUUGGUUAAAAUUAAAAGUCGUGUAAGUAGAUUUUAGUCGUCGACACCGAAUGUACCGGGUCGACUAAAUAAGGACAUUGAAAACGCUUAUUAAUUGGUAUGAAAGGGUAAUUUAUAUUGUCAUAUCAUCCACGUUUCUCAUAUUUAAUACGGGUUUGCGAUAAUGAUGUUAUUCACCAAAAUAUAUUAACAUGAUAGGUAUCCUAAAUAUAAAACUAUUUUAAGGUAAAUUUUAAAAAUUGCCUUUCGAAGUUGUUGUGUCUUUUUUCUGAAUAUAUAAUAUUCGGCCAGCCUCUUCUGUGGAAAGACACGUCACCACGUUCAUCCUGUUAGAUAGCUUUACUUGGUUUGAUAAUCCUAAUAGCACCUCAUUUCUUAUGGAGGAUCGCUGGCGAUCCCUUUACUUUUCUCUUUAGAAUAGUGUAUUAUUUUUGUAAAUUACUUAUUGUAUCCUAGUUCUCUUGUAUCCAAAUAUGAAAAAAAAAAUUUGUCAUGAAUCUUAAAGAGUUUUUGUGCAACUAACGGCUUGAAGUGUUGUUAAAAUGUUAAGUACUACUAACAAAGAGUGGUUUGCGACUAAGUUUUUUCUCGGACGAGUUCGUUUUAGUUUGGGCAUUAUCGUGAGUGCGUCGUCAGCACCGGGCCGGGUCUUGCAAUAGUACAUACUAAGUAGGUAGUUUCCGAAGCACUAUAUCUUCGCACAAUAUCCGUGGUAUUAUCUUACGUAUUCAAUGUUAGUUAGUGCUCAUCUUGUACUAAUACGUCAUUUCUGAGGAAUAACAUUAUAUAUUCUACACCGCAGAUCUGAUCUUCAUUACGCAGUAUUGCUUACCAUUGUAUAACUAGUAGUCCCAGGGUCUUCAGACUCGUCAUAUAAGUAGUGACAUUGUAAACGGUGAAGUAAUUACUUACCUGUAUUAUGUUUGCAUUUCAUUAAGUCCAUCGUUUUAAGGAACGAUUUUGUUACAUAAGAGCUGGUCUCUAAUCUUUCAUGUACUCAAAAGAUAUUCGUUUUUACUUAAUUAAUGGUUCGUUUUAAUUCUUGACAAGCCAUCGUUUUUGUUAUACAAUUGUAUUGUCAUUGUUUCACCUAGUAUGAGUAUUAUUUCGUGAGUAUUCUCUAAGUCAGUCAUGGUAGCGUUGAUCGGAGUCAAGAAUGAAGGUCCAAUGUACAUUAUUUUCGUAGGUAAUUUAAGAUUUAUUCGGCGACAAAAAUUGUGGAUGUACGCAGUUUCGCCGUGAUGUCUUCAAAUUGUCUGAUUUUGGAAAAGCAUAGAAUAGAAAUUGGACAACAAAAAAAAAUAAAAUAAAACGCUUAUCUACUUGUGUGUUAAAAUAGAGACAUUACGCUUAGAAUCAUUUGUUUUCUAAUGUAUAAUAUGUAUUUGUAAAGAAAUUGUGUUAUAAUAUUCGUAUUACAGUAGAUCUGUGUAUAACACGUACCCAAUCUUCGUAAUAAUAUUAUGAGAGCAGACACAUGUACCCAACUGUGCCGUGGCCUGCUCUGGCUUAUGGUAUACAAACUCUUCUUGGAACCUAACAGUCGUGUAUCUAGAUUUACAAUUGUUAUGCGUUAUCAGCAUCUCAUUCAAUAGUGUACAGACCUAAUUAAUUAAUGGUAUAUUAAUAAACAUACAGAAUACCGAGUGACAUGUCAAGUAUGUUAAGUAGAACAUGGAGGGCAGUUCUCGCAGCAUGAGAACCAAGAUGGAUUUUACUCUUAAGACUUGAGCAUUGACAUGUCAUUACCAAUAGUCGUAUUUAGAAUUACCUACUUAUUGAAAUUAUCAUGUUAUUUUCGCCAAAGUGGUUUCAAUGUUGUGUAUAUGUUUUGUCAGUAUGGAGAACUAUCGCUAAGAUUGGAUAAUACCUAGUUAAAUUAAUACCGAGUUAAAAGUGUGCAAUGCUGGACAUUUGCAUUACAUAUUAUUUAUGUUUAAAAUAAAAAAUAGCUUGUAAUAGUUUAAAUGAAUAUUUGAGUUGAAUUAAAGAAUAUUAAUGUAUUUAGAAUAAAAAGAUAUGGGAGAAAACUCUAA